Messenger RNA from Physella acuta, 2098 nucleotides. RefSeq names its product tubulin alpha-1A chain. Gene Ontology annotation, cellular component: microtubule. Gene Ontology annotation, biological process: microtubule-based process. Lineage: Eukaryota; Metazoa; Mollusca; Gastropoda; Physidae. The record is from RefSeq and is a predicted model, not a curated record. Gene Ontology annotation, molecular function: structural constituent of cytoskeleton; GTP binding.
AAAAACAAAAAGAACAACCGUGGAUUGACGUAUCGAUGAUGACGUCAGAACACUCUUGCAUAGAAACCAUCUUUCUUGUUUGUGUUGUUAAAGAAAAAAAAGUCAAAAAUUUAUUAAAUAUUGGAGAAAUUAAACAAUUAAAUUCACCCCAUUUUAUUUAGAAGAUAUAAAAAAAGCAAUAGGUUGCUGGAAUUUAAGGUAGGUCCCUUACACAAGCUGAAAGACCAGCCAACAUGCGGGAAGUCAUUUCCAUUCAUCUCGGUCAGGCUGGCGUCCAAAUAGGUAAUGCAUGUUGGGAGUUGUACUGUCUGGAACACGGGAUCCAACCGGACGGCCAGAUGCCAUCCGACAAAACCAUCGGUGGUGGUGACGAUUCGUUCAACACAUUUUUUAGCGAGACGGGGUCGGGGAAGCACGUCCCUAGGGCAGCUUUCCUAGACCUGGAACCCACGGUGGUAGACGAGGUGAGGACAGGGACCUACAGACAACUCUUUCAUCCCGAGCAGCUGAUCUCAGGUAAAGAAGAUGCAGCCAACAACUACGCGAGAGGGCACUACACGAUCGGGAAGGAAGUUGUGGAUUUGGUACUGGACAGGACACGGAAACUGGCCGACUUGUGCACGGGCUUACAGGGGUUCUUCGUCUUCCACAGCUUUGGUGGGGGCACGGGCUCGGGGUUCACCUCCCUCCUCAUGGAGAGGCUGUCUGUCGACUACGGGAAAAAAUCGAAAAUUGAAUUCUCCAUUUAUCCCGCGCCACAGAUCUCGACGGCCAUUGUGGAGCCGUACAACUCCAUCCUAGUGACGCACACCACUCUAGAACAUUCCGACUGCUCGUUUCUUGUCGACAAUGAAGCCGUGUACGAUGUUUGCAGACGAAAUUUGGACAUUGAACGACCGACAUACACAAAUUUAAACCGUCUUGUUGCGCAAGUUGUAUCGUCCAUCACAGCGUCUUUGAGGUUUGACGGAGCUUUGAAUGUGGACCUUCUGGAAUUUCAGACCAACCUUGUCCCCUACCCUCGCAUCCAUUUCCCCCUAGUCAUCAACUCCCCCAUCAUAUCAGCAGAGAAGGCGUACCACGAGCAGUUGAGCGUGGCUGAGAUCACCAACGGCUGCUUUGAGCCCGGGAACCAGCUGGUCAAGUGCGACCCCCGCCACGGCAAGUACAUGUCCUGUAUCCUGCUCUACCGAGGGGACGUCGUGCCCAAAGACGUCAACGCCGCCAUCGCCACCAUCAAAACCAAAAGAACCAUCCAGUUUGUCGACUGGUGCCCGACAGGUUUUAAGGUGGGCAUCAACUACCAGCCGCCCACGGUGGUACCCGGGGGUGACUUGGCCAAGGUGCAGAGGGCCGUGUGUAUGCUGAGUAACACGACGGCAAUAUCGGAGGCUUGGGCUCGGCUAGAUCACAAGUUUGACCUGCUCUACGCUAAACGUGCAUUCGUCCACUGGUAUGUUGGUGAAGGUAUGGAAGAGGGUGAGUUCUCCGAGGCACGUGAAGACCUGGCUGCCCUGGAAAAAGAUUAUGAAGAAGUUGGAUUGGAUUCGGUGGCGGAAGAAGGCGAGGGUGAAGGCGAAGAGUACUAAAAAAGUUCCAGCAGAGAAGAUGAGGCGACCAUUUGUUUACCCCACCCAAGCCACAGAGGAGAAUUGUUGACUGACUUUGUGACAUCUUUGGUGUUGUUGUUCUUGUGUGACGGACAGUUUUUGACUGCUAGAACUGGUCUUUCAUAAUUCAUGAAUUUCCGGGAUAUUGUGACGACAUGACGGAUGGUUACACAAGGAAUAUCAUUUUCAACAAUUAGCUUUUAAUUAUAUUUAUAUACUGCAUACAUGGACGUUUUAUAGACGACGAUAUACACCUUAUAUUUGUGUACGCAUAUAAUUGUUCGUACACAGAAGCAGAGAUACAUACAGACUUGAUAUAACUUUGAGUAUUGUGUUUAUAUAGAUGUUUAGAUCGAACUUUUAAUUUGUAGAACUUUGAAUUCUUUGAAAGAAAACCACUGUACGAUAGAGAUGUGUUUAGACCGGCCGAGAUCCUGGUGUGGAUGGUUUGGUCUGGUCCAUGGUGGCAAUACAACGUCUUUAUUCAA